CUAUUAUUCAAUCACAGUAAAACUUCUGUCAGUAUCAACGAAUUUUCUAAAAAGAUGAACCGAUUUGUCCUCCUCUUUCUUGCCAUUCUUCAGUUGACGAGUGCCUUCGUGCCAGUGUCGAAUUUCGGAGCUCGCUCUGUCGCUCUUUUCGCCGGUGAAGGUGAUCAGGAAGGUGGUGCCGCGAUCGCGAAGCCAAAGAUCAAAACGGAUCAGAAGACAAAAACCGUGCAAAAACAAAAAUCUAAACAAUCGCAGGAAGCAAAAACUCACGAUCCAAUUUCUCGACGGGAAGAAAUUUUCGAGGAGGCUCCCAUGUACAAACUAAUGUUGUUGGGUGACGAUUCUUACGAUGUCGAACACGUUGUGGAGAGACUGUGUGCCAUCGUCGAUGAUAUGGACGAAGAUCAAGCCCAGAGUGUCCUUUUAAUGGCAGGUCCAUCCGGGGAAGCAAUGUGUGGAAAAUAUCCCAUGGAAAAGGCAGAACUCUAUAAGGAACAAUUGAUUCGGUCGGAUCCAAUGAUUUACUCCGAUAUUAGAAACGAGAACGAGUAAUUUUUUUCUUCAGAACUUGAACAGGGCAGGAACCUAAUUGAUUUGCGAUGCAUAUCAGAUUUUUUCUGCGAGACUUUUUUCUUUGGGCUUUGCAACAAGUCCAAACGUAAUAGCUUAGCAUAGCUAGGACUUCCCACAGUUGACCUCUCUAGGAAGAAUAAAUCAUUCUUGGCAAGGAGUUUUUAAUGAUCAAAUAGCAUCUGAAUGUUGAACGACGAUAUCAUUGAUUUUUAAAUCAUAUUUAGGAAAAAAUCGUGUCAUGGAAACUUUCCCUUUAGUUUAAGCUAUUUCUCUGUCUCCUCACUGGUUUGCCAGGCCGUCGGAGAGCGUUCGUUGACGGUUUGCGUUUGAUAAUUUCCAUGUCGUUCUCGUUGUUCUGUUGCAUCCAAUCUUUCCCAUUCGCAUUAUCUCUUACAUCGUUGGAUUCGAUUGUAGAAGUCGAGCUCAAAAGACCAACCAUUUCUGUUUCUAGUUCUAACGCGCCUUCGGUUGAUGAUUUGGGCGACAAUCCAAGAGCUUCCAUCAUGUAAUAAGUACCACCGCCCAAGACGAAGACUGUAAAAAUGAUGCACGCCGAUGUCAUUGCCUUGAGUUCCGAUUUGAGUCGCGUUCCCUCCCCCGAAACGGCAUCGUAUUGCGGGAUGUGCUCAACAAGGGCGAAAGACAUGGCCCCUCGCAACCCGGCAAACCAUAAAACCAAUUGCAUUUUUGAAUCAAUGAUGACACCCGCUGCUUGAUUAGGUCGAUUUGAUGGUGUAUCUAUUUGAUGGGAUUGCUGAGGAAUUUCCUUCACCAAACAGACUUCUCCGGAUUGUUGAAGCUUUGUGAUCCAAUUUGCAGUAAAACUUAGAGAUGGGAUCAUUAUUGCUCGGCUUAGACUGCAACCCAAAAUUGAAAUAAAGACAUGGUUGAAAUUCCAAUGAUACCGUGAACUAAACAAGAAAAGUCCGAGAUAGGCAAAGAUUGCGGUCUCCAUCAUGGUGGCAAUAAUUUCCGUGACGAACGUAAUGUGCGUUUUCGCUUUAUUCGACAAGAGCCCUUCUUUCGAGAAUAUUGGACGGCGCACUCUAGCCUGCCGUCUCCGUUCCUUUCCUUUAUCUGAGUCACUUAAAUCAUUUGAAUCUGUCUCAUCGUUUACCGUGUCCUUGAGCUUUUCUGUCCCCACUACAUACAUGUCCAUGAUAAAACCAGCUGCCACCACUGCCACAAUUCCCGACCAUUCGAUUCCAUCGCAAACAUAAUAUGGUAAAAGUGCCCAGCAACAGAACAUGAGAACCUCCACAAGAGGUGUUUGGCAACCAAACAUGAUCCAAUAGUAGAGUGUGCAGCAUAGACCAUAUCCUAUCCCAACCAAUAGCGAGCCAAUGAAGACCACUAAAAAAUGGAUAGUUGC
This is a messenger RNA of Pseudo-nitzschia multistriata, 1945 nucleotides long. The record is from the annotation of a GenBank genome assembly. NCBI's taxonomy places the organism in Eukaryota, Bacillariophyta, Bacillariophyceae, Bacillariales, Bacillariaceae.